AUGAUCGGACAGUGUCUGGGGAGUCCCACUGCGGCCAGGGAACCUAUUUUAAGUAAGCUCAUCUUCUGCCCUCCCAACAGGCCCUGGUUCUUCAGUGGGCUUCUGACUCUUCUUAUCUCAUUGUGCGUCCUCUACAGAACCAAGUCCCUUAACCCCAAUGCCGCCCCCUUUGUUCCACGGGCCUUGCCUACAGUCUCAAGGAGCUCCGCCCUGCUAUCGUUAACCCGUACUGGGCGGCACCCCGAUGUCGAGUCCACUGGAGAAGCGUCGGAAAAGGCAGCAGAAGCAGCAACAAGAACAACGUCAAAAGAUGAAUGCACAGGAGCAGCGAGAGUAACUGCAUCGGACGCCUCUACCUCUCGAGAGCCUCAGCAUCAUGCAGUGGAGUCCCAGCGCAACCCAGACGAGAACUAUCAACAUACUCUUCUCCCCUUCAUGAGUCUAGACGAAGAGCAAAACCGCAAAAAUUCUUCAGCUUUCAGCCAAAGGGCUCCUCCGCGAGUGCAGACAGCGGGAAUACUUUGGAAGUACCCGUCGACUCUACGGGAAAAUGAACCCAGGUUUCAGCACAUAUUCAUAAAAAGCAGGCCUCGAUCCCAUUCGGCCCCCUCAAAUGCCGCUGCAGUAGCAGAGAGAUUAAAAGCCUCCUUGGGAAAUUGCAGAUACACCCCGGUUUCUUUGCUUGGUCUAAGGAGGCAAGCUCUUUUGCUAGCAUCGUCAUUCGAGGACCUUCAAUUCAUGCUGCAGCAGCAGCCAGCGCGGUGCACAGAUGAAUUGUUGUCAUCUGUACUAUGCGCACCCCCGUCUGCCAUUUCUGCUCCGAAAGGUGUGAAAGUAAUCGCCCACUUGCAUUCAGUCUUCUCUUCAGCGCCAGCUCCCUGCGCCCCGAGGACCUCACAGCCCGAUGUUUCUAGCGUACCAGCACCCCCACCGCCGCCUCCUCUGCAAGAAGAAAGCCUUCAAUAUCGGCGAGGCCCUUGGGAGCAUCUUCACAAGUACAAGCCUCCUGGCUGCCCUGGGACGCGUGCAGCUCAAUGGGAGGGUCGCUCCAGUGGUGGGCCUCUCUUGCCCCUGCCAAGAUCCUCACCAGGAGGCCCACCUCUUCUUCCCACUCCAAGGGUCCCACCCCUUACACUUUCCUCACUUCACCCGGUGGAUAGGGGAUGGUUGCCAAACAGCUACUGCAUCUCCUCUGGGCCAGCAACAGGCGUAAAAGGAGCAGCACAUCCUGGAGUUCCCUGGGUCAUGGGGGGAUUCUUUAAAGAACCAACGCCUAUGAUUCAUCCUGUUAUGCAGCAGGGGGAGCCUCAGGUUUCCCUACAAAGGCUGUUGCUGCAUCAACAUGAGUUAAUGAAGCACCAGCUGCUACAACAACGUCAACAAGGGAGCUCACUGCCUGCUCCCUUGGAGAGCAAGAGUUAUCCUACGGAGCAGCACGUUGAACGGGCACAUAGAGAAUUCAAGUUUCCAAGGAAAAACUCUGGGUUUCCUAGACAGCGUCGAAACAAACAAAGCCCGCUGGAACUGCAAAAGGCGCCCGAUAUUUUGCGCAGGACGGUGCACGGCAACCAAGGGAUUGAGCCUCUGUCUCCGUGCCUUACUCUAUCGUACGAAGCAGCAAUCCACAAGCUACUGGGAAUGGUCAACUCACUGGUGUUGGCUCGCUCAUCUUGUAAAGAAGUGCGAGAACAGCAAUAA
Eimeria necatrix is the source of this 1698-nucleotide messenger RNA. RefSeq lists its product as hypothetical. The transcript has a single exon. The record is from RefSeq and is a predicted model, not a curated record. Bases 1 to 1698 code for a protein of 565 amino acids. Lineage: Eukaryota; Apicomplexa; Conoidasida; Eucoccidiorida; Eimeriidae.